This is a messenger RNA of Sipha flava (yellow sugarcane aphid), 1089 nucleotides long. RefSeq names its product zinc finger BED domain-containing protein 5-like. The annotation marks the transcript as partial. The record is from RefSeq and is a predicted model, not a curated record. NCBI's taxonomy places the organism in Eukaryota, Metazoa, Arthropoda, Insecta, Hemiptera, Aphididae. The transcript has 3 exons.
GAUGUUCGAAAUUUUUUACCAUCAUGGAUAAUUGAAUAUGGCUUUAUUAAAUAUGGAGAUAAAAGUCGAUGCGGUCUGUGCUCUGAAGUUAUUGUAUCUCGGACAUCUUCUAUCAAACGACAUUUUGAAACAAACCACAAAGAAAUUUCAGAGUUAAAUAUUACUGAAAGGAAAGAAGUUAUUUCUCAACGCUUGAAGGUAAUUGAAAACCAAUCUAAUUUGUUAUGUAAAUUCGUAAAAACUUCUAAUAAUGUCACUGAAGCAAGUUUUGAAAUUUCUCAUUUAAUUGCUAAACACUCAAAACCAUUUUGUGAGGGCGAGUUUUUAAAAACGGUCAUGUUAAAAGCUGCUCCUAGUUUAUUCCAAGAUUUUAAUAAUAAAGAUAAAAUACUUCAGAGAAUUCAAGAAUUACAACUAAGUAGAAAUACUGUAGAAAGAAUUUUAAAAAUGACCGUCAAUAUUUCUGAUCAACUUCAGUCUGAUAUUAAUAAUUGUGAUUUUUUCUCGAUUUGUUUGGACGAAACAACAGAUAUAAAGUCAUCUGCUAGAUUAGAAAUUUUCGCACGUUUUUCAAACGGGAAUGAAAUGCGUGAGGAACUUUUAAAAUUAGCUAAUAUACCAGAAAGAACAAGAGCACCCAAUAUGACUGGAGCAUCAAUAGGUUUUGUUAAGUUAUUUGAAAAGCAUGUUGGACAUCCAAUAAUUGGAUUUCACUGCAUCAUACACCAGCAAAUGUUGUGUUCCAAAGUCGACACAAGUGAUUUAAAAGAAUUGCUAAGCCGGGCUAUAUCAUUAGAACGAUUUGUAAAUUGUUUGGACGAAAUUCGCCUAUUUUUACAUGAUAAUAAGACUGAAUUUAAAGAACUUUAUAAUACAGAGUGGCUAGCAAAAUUGAUGUUUUUCACAGAUCUAACAUUACAUUUGAACACUUUGAAUAAAAAGUUACAAGGACGCGAGAAAACAAUUGAAGUCAUGUUUGGAUUUAUAAAAGGUUUUGAAAUUAAAAUAGAUAUGUUUAUUAACGAUGUCAAAUCUGGAAAAUUUCUAUACUUCCCAAAAGUGAAGAAAAUGUUAGGUGAAGUUAGGUGA